UCCUCUCGUGUUCAUUUCUUCUCAAAACAGACUUUUCGCUCUGAAUUAUCCAAACAAACUCAAUUUCAACUCCAAAACCUCUUACGAACAACAAGGAGUAAAACGCUCCCUUUCGUUUCGUGGUUUCGCAAUUUUAAGAUGCCAGCUGCAGAUAUGAGUAUGUCUGAUAAAGAUGGAGAGCCAUUUGUGGAGGUUGAUCCUACUGGUCGGUUUGGGCGGUACAGUGAUCUUCUUGGUUCUGGUGCUGUGAAGAAGGUUUAUAGGGCAUUUGAUCAGGAGGAAGGUAUAGAGGUGGCCUGGAAUCAGGUGCGGUUGAGUCAUUUUAGUGAAGAUCCAGUGUUCAUCAAUCGGCUUCACUCAGAAGUUCAGUUACUGAGAACAUUGAAGAACAAGUAUAUCAUUGUUUGUUACAGUGUUUGGUUGGAUGAUGAGCAUAACACAUUGAAUUUUAUCACUGAGGUGUGCACAUCAGGAAACCUGAGAACUUACAGGAAGAAGCAUCGCCAUGUAUCAAUUAAGGCCUUGAAGAAGUGGUCAAAGCAGUUACUUGAAGGAUUGGAGUAUCUCCAUACACAUGAACCAUGCAUUAUUCACCGCGAUCUCAAUUGCAGUAACAUCUUCAUCAAUGGGAAUGUUGGUCAGGUGAAAAUUGGCGAUCUGGGCCUUGCUGCAAUAGUGGGGAGGAGCCAUGUGGCGCAUUCAAUCAUAGGGACACCAGAGUACAUGGCACCUGAACUGUACGAGGAAGAUUACACUGAGAUGGUGGACAUCUACUCUUUCGGCCUGUGCCUGCUUGAGAUGGUGACAAUGGAGAUACCUUACAGCGAAUGUGACAGCAUUGCCAAGAUAUACAAAAAGGUGACAUCUGGAGGUAAGCCCCAGGCGCUGAACAAGGUGAAAGAUCCAGAAGUGAAGGCAUUCAUAGAGAAGUGUAUUGCGAAGCCGAGAGCCAGACCAUCAGCCUCGGAACUACUGAAGGACCCCUUCUUCUCUGAGCUGAUUGAUGAUGAUGAUGAGACCAAGCCAACUACUUGAUUACUCUUUCAAGUGAACAUAUUCUUAAAGAGUAAAGACUAAAACUAGCAAGCAGCUUUCUUUCCUAAACCUAUACUACGUUUAGGCAGCAGGUUUCAAGUGUAUGUUUCUGGCCUACUUAACUUUCUAUCAUUGGCAUAUAGUAUGUGCAGCAAUAGUAGAUUGGUAGUAUUAUUGUCUCUGUUUACUGUUGUUGAUAUGGUAGUAUUGUCUGUUGUUGAUAUGCAGUCAUGAUAUUGGGUUAAAAUGUAAAUCACUUUCUGCUUAUGGAAACGGUAUUUCGUUCCUCUCAACUUGUCUUUGCUAUUAAACGUAUGUUUUGCAAUUGUGAAGAGGAGGCAUCAUAGGAAGAAAUUCAAUGGGUUUACAUUUACUUCAAAUCCAAGCAUUAGUAGUGUUUGAUGUUGGAAAAUGAAUAAAUAAACAUAUCUCUGCAGCUGUAAAGGAAUGUAUUGCUUGAGUUGUAAGCAUAUAAGCUGUAGUUCAUAUGUACACGCGAAUUCCCAUAGUGUGUAAAUUAAUGAAGAUUAAAAAACCCACCCACCAGCGAUUGUAACCAAAAAAAAAAAAAAAAAAA
This is a messenger RNA of Pistacia vera, 1612 nucleotides long. Its product is annotated as probable serine/threonine-protein kinase WNK11. Gene Ontology annotation, molecular function: ATP binding; protein serine/threonine kinase activity. Bases 139 to 1035 code for a protein of 298 amino acids. NCBI's taxonomy places the organism in Eukaryota, Viridiplantae, Streptophyta, Magnoliopsida, Sapindales, Anacardiaceae. Gene Ontology annotation, biological process: intracellular signal transduction; protein phosphorylation. The transcript has 3 exons. The record is from RefSeq and is a predicted model, not a curated record. Gene Ontology annotation, cellular component: cytoplasm.